AUGUUUAAUCUUCCGCCACCACCGCAAUUUAUUCUCCCACCUCCACCACUACUUCCAUCAGAUAUAUUGGAUUUUAAAAUGCAUCCAUUAACUUGUUCUUCUAUUCGAUCACCACGAAGCCAACAUAUUGAUGUUCAUAUGAUCUUUAUCAGUUGUUUAACGUUCCUGAUUGUUUCAAUUCUUCUUACUCUACUAUUCAUAUGGAUUCAAUCGUGUCACCGAAGAAAAGCUUUAAUGAAUAAAUUUAAUUCGACAACAAUGCCUACUACUCAAAAAGAGUCUUCAUUCUAUAGUAAUUGUUCGUAUGAAACAAUUGAUUGUGACAAUCAUCUUGAAUCAAUCAUUACGAAAGACACAAUUAUUUCAAUAAAUCGGAAUGAUAUAAUGUGUAAUCAGUAUCAUCAAAUCUCGUCUCCUUCUUCAUAUUAUGAGUUUAUAUUUUAUUAA
Molecule: messenger RNA, 447 nt
Organism: Rotaria socialis
Lineage: Eukaryota; Metazoa; Rotifera; Eurotatoria; Philodinida; Philodinidae
Source: the annotation of a GenBank genome assembly